Molecule: messenger RNA, 1525 nt
Organism: Punica granatum (pomegranate)
Lineage: Eukaryota; Viridiplantae; Streptophyta; Magnoliopsida; Myrtales; Lythraceae
Source: RefSeq, a predicted model, not a curated record
UGUCUGUUUGACGUGGCUCAAUCCCGUUCUCAGCUCUCAAGUCAUCUCUUUCGCUCAUUCUAGUCUUUUCUCCAUGGUUCCCUCCCUGGGACAAUGGGGGAGAAAAUCGGCAGAAGCCCUCUUCUGUGCCCUUAAUUUCAUCGUCUUCCUCUUCCUCGACGCAGUCGAGUGCGUCUUGUGCCCGGUCUACCGGUUCCUUGACUCGUUCUUCGAAGGGGAAGCCUCUCCUUGCUACUGCGCCACCCAGGGAGGAGAGUCCAGUCGUGGUGUUAAUGGGGAAGAAGGAGAGGAAGAGGGUGAGCUCUCAGAGAGUCUGUACAGAAGGGAAAACAUUUUCCGGGAAAUGUGGUUUCUCGCAUUCGGGAGAAAACGUGCAAGUUUCGGACAGGAGAAGAGGUUGGUUAAUGGAAAUGGAGGUAGCAAAGGGACUCCGGUUAGGUGGUCGGACUGCGGGUGCGAGACUUGCGUCUCGUGGAUGAGCAAUACGGAGCAGAAGCUCCACGUUGUUGUGAAGGAACCUUCGGGAGCAGCCGUCUCUGGGCAGGGAAAGGCACCCGAGAACGUGAUAUUCCUCCAUGGUUUCCUUGCCUCGUCAUCUCUUUGGACAGAGUCGGUUUUUCCACAUCUAUCUGAAUCUGGAGCAGCUAGUUACAGGUUGUUCGCGGUCGAUCUGUUGGGGUUCGGGAAGAGUCCUAAGCCCCGGGAUUGCUCGUACACUUUAAAAGAUCACCUCAAUAUGAUCGAGAAGUCAGUGAUCUGCCCAUUUCAGUUGGACUCUUUCCACAUUGUCGCCCACUCCAUGGGAUGCGUCGUGGCCGUGGCAUUAGCUUCAAAGUAUGAGACGUCCGUGAAGUCAGUGACUUUGACAGCACCUCCUUACUUUCCGUCUUCGAAACGGGACUCUAGUUUGACGGUGCUCAGAAGACUCGCUGAGAAGAGGCUCUGGCCUCCAUUACUAUUCGGCUCGUCAGUCAUGUCGUGGUACGAGCACUUGGGCCGGUGCAUCUGUUUCAUCGUUUGCCGGAACCACAGGACAUGGGAAAGGAUUCUAAAGUUCAUUACGAGGAGAAGCGAUGUCCACUUCACGGUGAUAGACUUGACAAGGCACACCCACCACUCGGCUUGGCACACGAUGCACAACGUGAUCUGCGGGGGUACGAAGCUGAUGGACGGGUAUUUGGAGACUCUAAGGAGAUCCGGGGCGAAAAUCUCGAUUAUUCAUGGGGAUCGAGAUCAAGUCGUCCCGUUGGAAUGCAGCCUCAGCAUCAAGGCGAGGCUUCCUGAUGCCGAGAUCAACAUAAUCCGGAACGCCAAUCACAAUACCGUCAUCUUCGGGAGAGAGCGUGACUUUACUAGGUUCCUGGGGUGCACAUGGGAGUCCUCUUCUAGUGUCAGGACGAGCUGAAUAAUGCGAUAGAUCGAUGUUCCGAUGUCAUUCUUUCAGUUGAGCGGGCUUAUUUUUCACAUACUUGGUACGAAAGAAUAAAGGUAGAAUGAAAUGGAAUGGGAACAUAAUUGAACUAUU